GAAAACUCUUUCAAUUCCACCUAGAAGUUUCUCUUCCAUGAAUAUAUACACAUUGUCAAGCUCUUCUACUUUAGAGCCAUCAACAAAUAUGGGAUUGGGUGAAGAAGAGUUUACUGCCGCUGCUACUGUUGCUGCUGCUGCUGCUCCUCCACCUUAUUCUUUUGGUACAAAUGUUGACUACACAGUGGAUGACUGUCAUCAUUCAGUUGUAAAAGAUAAUAGAGUUGUUCGUGUGGAUGAAGUGAAUCAUCUCACCACUACUACUAAUAGUAUUGUCAGUGGACAAGGUUGUCCUGGUCCUAGUGCCAGACGACUCAUGCACAUGCAACAUCAGAAUGUUCCUGCAAAUCAAUCUGUUAGACAGAGACAAAGUUUUUGUUCUGGCACAAUGUUUAGUCCUACAAAUCAAUCAUCUCCAACACCUCAUACGGAUACGCUCUUAACAUCAUGUGAUGAUCGCUCGUCAAUUGACGGAAACCAAAUUCACAUUACACGGCCAAAUACCGACUCGGUCGCUUUAUCUUCAGUAAACACAACAAACUCACCAACCACUGUCACUUGCGAUCCAUCUCUAGGUCCCUCUUUAACUCGUAGCUUCAAGGACAUUCUACUGGGACGAAUACAUUCAAAUCAAGGCGGUGGUAGCACAUCCAGAUCAGCUAGUUAUCGUCGUAUUGUUCGUGCACGUUGGCAUCAUUCCACUGGGAG
Molecule: messenger RNA, 708 nt
Organism: Schistosoma turkestanicum
Lineage: Eukaryota; Metazoa; Platyhelminthes; Trematoda; Strigeidida; Schistosomatidae
Source: the annotation of a GenBank genome assembly